This is a messenger RNA of Cryphonectria parasitica EP155, 1272 nucleotides long. Its product is annotated as PCI-domain-containing protein. The coding region runs from base 1 to 1272 and encodes 423 amino acids. Gene Ontology annotation, biological process: ubiquitin-dependent protein catabolic process. The record is from RefSeq and is a predicted model, not a curated record. Gene Ontology annotation, molecular function: protein binding; structural molecule activity. The transcript is spliced from 3 exons. NCBI's taxonomy places the organism in Eukaryota, Fungi, Ascomycota, Sordariomycetes, Diaporthales, Cryphonectriaceae. Gene Ontology annotation, cellular component: proteasome regulatory particle, lid subcomplex.
AUGGCGCAAGGAGAUUCGGAGAGGGUGCGCGAGGCGCAGAAGGCCGCUCCUACAGAUCCCAAGAAGGCCGAGCAGAUCUACAAGGACAUCAUCUCCAAGCCGCCCUCUGUCACCUCCGAGGCUGCGAUACGAGAAUAUGAAACUGCCCUGAUCAGCUUGGGAGAGCUCUACCGGAACCAAAAGAACACACAGGAUCUGGUUGAGCUUGUCACCAAGAGCCGCACUGUCCUGUCCUCGUUUGCGAAGGCGAAGACCGCGAAGCUGGUCCGACAGCUCCUCGAUCUCUUCCACGACAUCCCCAACACCACCGAACUCCAGAUAUCCACUACAAAGUCAUGUAUAGAAUGGGCUACGUCAGAGCGCCGAGGCUUUCUCCGGCAGAACCUCGAAACCCGUCUGGUCGCCCUCUACAUGGCCAAGCAGUCCUACUAUGACGCCCUGACCCUCAUCAACGGGCUUCUCCGUGAGCUCAAGCGCCUAGACGACAAGCUUGUCCUCGUCGAGGUUCAGCUUCUCGAGUCCCGCGUCUACCACGCCCUGGGCAACAUCCCAAAGGCACGCGCCGCGCUCACCAGCGCCCGCACCUCAGCCGCCUCCGUCUAUACCCCGCCGCUCCUCCAGGCGAACCUGGACAUGCAGGCCGGCAUGCUGCACGCCGAGGACAAGGACUUCAACACGGCCUACAGCUACUUCAUCGAGGCGCUGGACGGGUACUCGCAGCUGGACGAGACGGUCAAGGCGACGGCGGCGCUGCAGUACAUGCUGCUGUGCAAGGUGAUGCUGAACCAGGUCGACGAUGUCAACACGCUCAUGACGUCCAAGCAGGCGACAAAGUACGCCUCUAAAUCCCUCGAGGCCAUGAAGGCCAUCGCGCGCGCGCACUCCAACCGGUCGCUCGACGAGUACGAGAGCGUGCUGGGCUCCUACCAGCGCGAGCUGGGCAGCGACGCCUUCAUCCGGGGCCACCUGCGCCGCCUGUACGAUGCCAUGCUCGAGCAGAACCUCAUCAAGGUCAUCGAGCCCUUUUCGCGCGUCGAGAUUGACCAUGUUGCCAAGAUGGUCAAACUCAGCCCUGUCCAGGUCGAGGAGAAGCUGUCACAGAUGAUCCUGGACAAGGUCAUCAUUGGUGUCUUGGACCAGGGCGCGGGGUGUCUCAAUAUCUUUGACGAGACACACAGGGAUGAGGCGUAUGAUUCUGCUCUGGCGACCAUCGACAAGCUAAGCAACGUGGUCGAUGUCCUCUACACAAACCAAGCUUCGAUGCUCGAGUAA